CUUCCAUGAACCAUGGAACUGCUUACAGAAGCUUAAAAUUUGUUACAGUUACAGUUUACUAUCAAGUGAGUAGAACAGUAGUCCUGAGUAGUAUUUGAGUAGUAGCCUUUCUAAAAAAAAAAAAGACUGAGACGAAUUACACUACACAGUUCUCCUUUUACUAUUAUUAUUAAAUUUGUAUUAUAAUUUAUUUAUAAUAAUUAUUUAAGUAAUAAUUUUUUGUUGAAGUAAAUUUGUAAGGCUAAGGCCUAGCCUAGAAAAACUAACCCCUCGCCUAGUAGCUCUUGAGUAUAAUAAGUCUUAGUUGAGGUAGUUUGUAGUGAAGACUGUUUUUAACUGUGUAGUGUAAGUUGUGCAUUAACUCAUUUCAUUAACUGUGUGUUCAAAGUUCAGUCCUUGAAAUUGCAUGAGUUGCAUCAUUUUCAUGUUUCCAUUAUCAUAUCAUAUGCUGUCUUAGUAGUCCCAAGGCCUACUAGUCUAGGUCUAUUUUAUUUAUUACACUCCUACCUAUGACUAUACUUUAUACUUAUACAGUAUACAAUUAUGAAUGUAUAAAUUAUAAGUGUGAUAUUAAUGUCAAUAGCUGCAAUAUUUUGAUCUUUUAAAUAUUAUCCUCAGUCCUCAGUAUGGAAGCUCUGCUAGAAUUAUCUCAAGCUAGAUUGCAUCCAUCUAAUGUGAAAGAACACAAACUGUUAGCAGAGAAAGCAGCACAGUUAAUUGAUGAUCAUGGCUGGAAUAUAUCAGAAAAGGUUUCCUUGCACAUGUCUUUUAGUUCAAAGAACCCAUUAUUCGAAGCAUGUCGUACUGGUAAAAUUGAAUUAGUCAAGGUAAGGGCUACGCUACAUAAAUUUAUAAAUUUUACUACAAGGGGAUAUAAUUUAAUCUAAUAUUUAAAUAUUCUAUACUGACUAUAACCACACUCACGCUUACAUCCAAUGGCACACUCACUCGAACACUUCUGUUAACACAGUUACUAUAAGACUAUAUGAAUACAGGUGUUUCAGCCCACAAGUAAUAAAUAUUUAAUUACAAGUAAAAUGAUGAUUUAUUAGAUAGAAUUAUAAAAAAAACUUAAAAUUAAUCAAGAUGAUGUUUAUAAAUACCAUUUGGCUAAGGUUGAGUUUUUCAAAGGGCUAAUGAUAAUGUGUUUACCUCAUUGCUGAAAAUUAUUUUCUGAUUGUGUGUUUUGAUUAAUAUUUCAGGUAUUUAUCGAUAGAGGAGUUAGCCUUAAUGUCAUAGAUCACGAAGGAAAUACGCCCCUUUUUGUUGCCCUUUCUUCCCAUUUAAACAGCAGAGAAAACAUUUUAAAGUUGAUAAGUUGGGGAGCUAAUGUUAACCUUCACAGACAUGGAAGAUACCCUCUGUUGUGUGCCUUUUAUGCCAUGGACAAUGAAGUGAGUAUGCUAGACUAAACUUAAACCAAAACUUUAAGAUUGAUGAACUUACAGCAGCCCUGGAAGUUAUUCUGUAUGGAAUUUUAUUACAAUGAAUUGCAAUUCUCAUUUUGUUCUGCAAUUCCAUGGUUACAGCAGGGGUCGGUUCAUGUGGGUCUCAAGAUUUUGAUUUAAACUAAAAGUUUUUAAAAAACUAUUAUUAAAAUAUUUUCUGGCAUUUCACCUUAAAAUAAUGAUAAUCUUAAUAUGAGUAAAAUAUUCCCAGUCAAGAUGUAAUAAGAAUGGACUGUUUGUAUGUUAAUGUUAAUAAUUCAGAUACCUGCCAACAAAUCUAAUUUCCUUUUUUUUUAAUAUUUGAAGUUAAAAGGUCUUUCGGGAAAUUAUCUCUUCAAUAUCAUCUCUUUGCCCAGGCCUUUGUUUUCUAUAUCUAUUUGUAAUUAAAAUAUAUAAUUAUUCUACAGCAUACUUUCUGAGAAAUUCAAGGUUCCUCAUUUUAUAUUAUUCCAGCCCCUUAAUUCUAAAUUCUCCUACACAUUACAGUUAAUUACAGACUAGCAAAGAUGCAUUAAUUUUUAUAAUUAUGACUUUCUAAAAUUGAUGGCUCACUUUCUACAGUUUACUAUUGUAUUUUAAAUAAAUUAAAGACCUCUGUUCUAAUACAUUUCAGACAACAAAACUUCUGAUCCGACAUGGAGCUGAUGUCAACAAUGUAAUCCUGACCUUGUUCUGUUUUGUGGAGUCUUUAUUUGCUUUCAACACUGGAAUGGUGAUGAUGGCAGCCGGAGUCAAGUUCCACAUGCACAAUUUUAAGGAGCUGCUGUCAUUGGGUUCAGAAAUUAUUUUAGCCGGUCUCCUGCCUAGGACAUUUUAUCUGUCUGGGAAAAGAUUUCUCUUAGAUGGCAUUACACCAGAGGAUAUGGCAGACCUCUGGAACUUUCAGUACCUCUGUUUAAUACUGGGAUUUAGAGUGGAAAGCUACUGCUUGCAAGAUGCAAUAGAUAUGCUGAUGAAAAGUUUGGGAACUGAAACAGACCAGUUGAAAUCGAAGUUAAUCAGAGAAAGACUUGAAAAACUUGGCUGGACCAGGGAAUUUUUAUCUCAGCCUCUGCCACUGACUUAUCAAGUUCGAAUAGCUGUUCGGCGGCAUUUGGUGGCACCAGAAGUUAGCAGAGGACAACAUAUCAAUAAAAACAUUGAUAAACUGCCUGUACCAACCUUGGCCAGAGAUUUCCUGUCUCUAAAAUUAUGU
This is a messenger RNA of Lymnaea stagnalis (great pond snail), 2643 nucleotides long. Lineage: Eukaryota; Metazoa; Mollusca; Gastropoda; Lymnaeidae. The record is from the annotation of a GenBank genome assembly.